ACUUCCUUCGAAUCGUUGGAUGCCCACCAAGGAUUUCCAAGAUGCCAACAGAAAUCUCUAUGACGAUAAACGUAAUCACCCUGAAGGAAGGCCACGACGAGGAAGCAUGUUUGACUAUAAACAUUAUGAGGUUCAAUCGGUUCAGUUGAAUUUCGGACCACAGCAUCCUGCAGCCCAUGGAGUUCUUCGUUUGAUUAUGGAACUAGACGGAGAGAUAAUCAUGCGACUUGACCCCCAUAUUGGCUUAUUGCAUCGUGGAACGGAAAAGUUGAUAGAAUACAAAACUUACACACAGCAGGCCCUACCAUAUUUUGAUCGCCUCGAUUACUGUUCAAUGAUGUGUAAUGAACAGUGCUACUCUCUGGCCGUUGAAAAGCUUCUCGGAAUCACUGUACCACCUCGAGCCAAGUAUAUAAGAACACUUUUUGCCGAGCUUACAAGAAUAAUGAACCACCUCAUGAACGUCGCCACUCAUGUUCUCGAUUGCGGAGCCAUAACUCCUCUUUUCUGGCUGUUUGAAGAGCGCGAAAAGAUGUUUGAAAUUUAUGAGCGCGUAUCGGGUGCACGAAUGCAUUCCGCCUACAUUCGUCCAGGCGGUGUUGCAGUCGAUAUUCCCAUUGGUCUACUUGAUGACAUCUAUGAGAUAGUCUUAAAACUCCCGGAACGACUCAACGAGGUUUCCGACCUCUUAGAUACCAAUCCCAUUUGGAUCCAAAGAACAAAGGAUGUGGGUCUUGUUAGUGCUGAAGACGCAAUCGAUCUCGGCUUUUCUGGUGUGAUGCUCAGAGGCAGUGGAGUCCAAUGGGAUCUUCGUAAAACCCAACCGUAUGAUGCUUAUGCAGACAUGGACUUCGACGUUCCGGUUGGUGUCAAGGGAGACUGUUAUGAUAGGUAA
Messenger RNA from Dibothriocephalus latus, 895 nucleotides. The record is from the annotation of a GenBank genome assembly. NCBI's taxonomy places the organism in Eukaryota, Metazoa, Platyhelminthes, Cestoda, Diphyllobothriidea, Diphyllobothriidae.